This is a messenger RNA of Gloeophyllum trabeum ATCC 11539, 2409 nucleotides long. RefSeq lists its product as uncharacterized. Lineage: Eukaryota; Fungi; Basidiomycota; Agaricomycetes; Gloeophyllales; Gloeophyllaceae. The annotation marks the transcript as partial. The transcript has 4 exons. The record is from RefSeq and is a predicted model, not a curated record.
UGGACACUUGGGGAUUUCAUGCAUUAUGCAUUUGCAGUCAAUCUCACCGACAAUAAGGGCCGCAAGAUCACACGGUCUGUCAGUCAUGCACGCUUCAUCAGCAACUUCCUUGCAGGGCGCAAUACAUACCUGCCUACGCAGAUACUCGAAGCGUGGUAUAAUAGCCCCUUCGGAGCGCCAGAAACGAGUACCGAGCACCUUAUGUAUUCGGUUAGCAUGCCUCCAACCUCCAUCAAGCCAGCGAGACCGGGAAUCUCUGCAUUCGCAGCGCAACUGGUGGAGAAGAAGCUAAUUCGAGAGGCGGAGGAUGCUGUCCGACCAGCCUCAGGCUUGCAUGCCAUUGGCUCAAGCAAGCACAUUAGCGGAAUCCUCAAGAGACACCAGGGUCUAACAUGGCAUUACCUCACCAAGAUAGCUGCAAGGAAGCCCCGCGUACGAGAAGGGAAGAUACUUGAACGGCAGCAGCGCCCAGUUGAGGCAAUCAUCACGCACAUCCUCAGUUCAUUGAAUUACUCACGCACUCAUGAGGCUAAGCGGCUCCCACUAACACUUGGGCUAUUAUACUUUGCGACAGGAGCACCGUAUCUUCUGUACCGCAUCAACAGCCGUGUCGCUCUGAUGCCCUCAUAUAGUACAAUCCGUGCUACUCUGCAGCACUUGUCUGAAGAAGAGGCUGUUUCAGUUCGUGAGCUCGGACGAAGUGAAGAGAACUGGCUCACGCUCCGGCUGGAUAAUGUGCAACGAUAUGCUAAGCAAUGGGAGGAAAGCAUCGGAAGUAAGCCACAGAUGCUGAAGGGGAUGGCCGCGACCGCUGUGAAGGCAACAAGAUUUGAUCCAUCAGCAUGGGAUCUGAGCGAUAAAAAAGAACGCUUACGGAAAAACCUGCGGAAGCACAUCAAUGCAGACUGGUUCUUGAAGCUCAUCGAUCAAACACAUCUCGAAGUGGUUUUCGUCCUGCAAUGGAUCCAGACUCUCAUCCGGUACAUACCAGAGCUGGCACAUAUGAAAGACCACAUUGACAUGCUGUACAAGACACGAGCACGAAAGCAUGCUCCCUCCGCCGCCGAGAGAACAGAAGUGCAUCCGCUCAGUACAAUCAAGAAGGACGAGAACUUAACCACUGAACUUGCGGAUGCAUUGGUUGACUUCUUGGGACAAAUGGGGCAAAAGGAAAGCAAUUAUCAGCGGCGCCUUGUCCUGGUUGGAGGGGACGGCAUGACAUUCGAGCGCGUGCACCAGCUGAAACGAUACUUACAGUUCCACGAGGACGAUUUUCAAAAUUUCAGCAUGCUUGAACCCCUGCUGGAAUUAUGGCAUACAGCCUGGACGGACCUCAGCCGACUGUUUCAAACGCAUUGGGGAGAAACACUCACAAAGGACCCUUCAGCAUUAGGCCACAGUGCAGCAGCUAUUUCACGGAAAGCACCAGCAAAUCUAUCGAAGGUCGACUAUUACCCAGCAUCUCAAUUAGCCUACCUGGUACUGGAUGUACGGCUCCUAGAUUGCUGGAGACUAUAUUUCGGCACUGAGGAUAUAUUUGAAUACUUUCGCAAACUGAAAGAUGAUGACAAAUUACCAACAUUUGAAGUGCUCGAAGAGGCCGCCAAAACACUCCAUCGCACAUAUACCUCUUUGCGCGCCUACGAACGAUCACUAAAUGGAAGUCAGUCAGGUGCUUAUCGAGUGCCAUGCGGCUCCGAUUGGCAGGACAAACCUAGUGACAAUCCUCAGGAUACACUGCCCGACAAGCCGGAGCUGGACGUACAAGGUGAAACCAGGCACAAGGAAAGCCAGCCUUCAGCUGGCACCGAAGGGUCUGCCGGUCCCGAGGGCGCCGCACGUACACCAUUUCGAGGGGAUCGUGUCCUGGGACGUUCGCAACGAUUCCUCUCGGAUGCAAUGUUGUCACGAGAGGCUGCCAUCGCUACACCCCUCGGUGACAGCGGGAGGGUUUACGAGACUCUAAAGGUCAUGCUGGUGACCUUCGCGGGAUCUUCUCAUUCAAAAUAUACGGCAUACCUUAUGGAGAUGAUAACCAGUCUAGAGCUAGAGUCAAGCCCGGCAUUGAAGGAAGCCAUUCUGAGCAAUUGGCUGGUCAAUCCAUCAGGUGUCGAAGGGCACUACAUCGAAGGAGAUCUAAUGCAGGAACACUUCAAUCUCGAUCUCGAGGAGAUGGUUGAAAGGAAGAACAUCGAUUUUGAUGAUCCAUUCAUGAGAGAGGUUGUCUCCCGCAACUUACAUCACUUCAAUCGUCUCAAGACAGAGUAUGAAGUGGGCGUCGGAUUGAAGGUAAGAACCCGUGCACACACUUCACCUCACACUCGCCCUGAAGUCAAAGAACUCCUACGGGUCUACCGUGAAUGUGAGCUCCAUAUGUUCCGAAGCGGCCGGGAGAUGGGUACUCGUGAU